Messenger RNA from Vicia villosa (hairy vetch), 633 nucleotides. RefSeq lists its product as uncharacterized. The record is from RefSeq and is a predicted model, not a curated record. NCBI's taxonomy places the organism in Eukaryota, Viridiplantae, Streptophyta, Magnoliopsida, Fabales, Fabaceae. The transcript has a single exon. The coding region runs from base 1 to 633 and encodes 210 amino acids.
AUGUCGGUGUUGGUCAACGGGAGUCCAACAAAGGAAUUCGAGGUUUCUAGAGGUCUAAGGAAAGGUGAUCCUCUUUCACCUUUCCUUUAUGUGUUACUGGUGAAAGGUCUUACGGGCCUUGUUAGAAAAUCGAUUAAAGUGGGAGAAUUCCAAAGUUUUGCUAUUAGGGAUUCUUGUAAGGUGGACAUUCUUCAAUUCGCGGAUGACACACUUAUUGUGGGGAAUGGUAAUUGGAAACAUGUUUGGGCGUUAAGAGCAGUUCUUCGGGAUUUUGAACUAGUAUCGGGGCUUGGAAUCAACUAUCUCAAAAGUAAGUUAAUUGGCAUUAAUACUAAUUUACGUUUUUUAGAGGCAGUUUCUUACUUUCUUUCUUGUAAGUUGGAAGAUAGAAAUUUUUAUUUUCUUGGCAUUCCAAUUGGUUUCAAUCCAAGGAAGGAAGCCACGUGGAAUCCGCUCUUGUUGAAAAUGAAGAAUAUGUUGGAAGGUUGGACGAAUCGUUUCCUAAAUUUGGGAGGGAGAAUUACUCUUCUCAAAUGUGUGCUUAGUUCAUUAAGUAUUUUCACUAUGUCAUUUUACAAGAUGCCGAGAAAGGUGGUGAAAAAGUUUACUAUCAUUCAAAGUAAUUUCUUGUAG